AUGACUUUUCAACCUAAUGAAUCUCAUUUUAUGAAUUCGGUUUUACAACAAUCAACAGAUGAGGUGAAAAAUAAUUUUGUUCCUGAUUUUGGAAUAUGUAUAGAAUGUAGUGAAGAACGACUCAAUCCUACUUCAAAUUAUAUGUUUGUCAUGAGAUAUUAUGAAAAUGGUGAUUUAUAUUCAUAUAUUGAUGAAACUCAAGGCAUGCUUUGUUGGAGAGAUAUCGUGAAUAUGAUUUGGGAGAUUUCAGCAGGAAUUGAAUUUCUUCAUGAUAAUGGAUUUAUUCAUGGAAAUCUUCAUGGAGGUAAUCUGUUAAUUGAAAAUGAACCAGAUAUCAUAAAUACGUAUAUUACUGAUUUAGGAUUGAGUGGUCCAGCUAAUAAAAGAAAUUCAAAAGAAAUAUAUGGAGUUCUUCCUUAUACAGACCCUGAAAUCUUAAAGGGAAAUCCACCAACAAAAAGUUCUGAUGUUUACAGUUUCGGCAUUAUCAUGUGGACCCUUUCUGCAGGUAUUCGUCCGUUAUGUAAUAGAGCUCAUGAUCUUAGAUUAGCCACUGAAAUUUCCCUUGGAAAUUGGGUGUCUGCUAUUUGUGAUGACCCCGACUCCUCGGAUUUAUCCGAUCAAUUUGAUAUUGCUGAGGAAAAGAAAUUUUCCGAUUUGGAAAAAAAUGAGUUUCUUCAGCAACAAAUCCAUUACCAAGCCAAUUAUAAGAGUCGGCUCAUGUAUUUCCCCGAAAUAAUUGAUUUUACAAAACGUUUUGUAAAAAAAAAAGUUUGA
Funneliformis geosporum is the source of this 777-nucleotide messenger RNA. NCBI's taxonomy places the organism in Eukaryota, Fungi, Glomeromycota, Glomeromycetes, Glomerales, Glomeraceae. The record is from the annotation of a GenBank genome assembly.